Molecule: messenger RNA, 3192 nt
Organism: Trichomycterus rosablanca
Lineage: Eukaryota; Metazoa; Chordata; Actinopteri; Siluriformes; Trichomycteridae
Product: zinc finger protein ZFP2
Exons: 2
Coding region: 343-1200 (285 amino acids)
Biological process (GO): regulation of DNA-templated transcription
Molecular function (GO): DNA-binding transcription factor activity, RNA polymerase II-specific; RNA polymerase II cis-regulatory region sequence-specific DNA binding
Source: RefSeq, a predicted model, not a curated record
GGAACACCACGUUAAGUUUCCAAAUAAGGAACGACUCCGUAUUUUACGGGACGGUUGGCAAUCACUAUCACUGGGCAAAAGGUUUUAAAUAGAUUAGAUGCAUUUGAUCAUGGUCCCAGAAGCUGAAUCAACCCUUUAUACAUUUCUUUAAUGUGUGAUGAAUGACAAAGUCGGAGGUGAAGCUCUAAAUACAACAAUGCAGACUGAAAGAUAUCCCAGAUACUUUAAAGUCAUGGAGACAGGUUUACCACCUCUACGGAACAAAGUCAGAUAAAAAUAAAAGAAACAAACCAAGUCUGUUAACAUCACGUGUUAACAAUCAUCAUCGUAAACAAUCAAAACAUGCAGCCUACAACAAGAUGCAAAUUUUCAUUACUCAGCCCUGUACAAAUUAAACAGGACUCUGAUGUACAAUACACACUAUCAUCUGACCAAAACCAAUCAAACUCUGUGUCCUGUUCUCAUUUUGAGAUUAAGCAAGAGUCUUUUGAGAUUGAUCUGAUUAAAAAAGAAGAGUUUGAUGACCAUGACCCAACUUUAGCAAACGAAGUGAUCCACCAGUGCAAAGAAGACAUACCACAUGGCUUGAUUCCUCCAGUUGAAAUGGAUGAUGAAGAGUGUGACACAGCAUGUGCAGAGAACUCAAAUAUAUGUCUGGAUAAACCUUUAGAUACAAAAGUUAAAACUAUAAAAGUAAAGCUAAGCAUGGCGAAGAAUCCAAAGAGCCAGUGCCGUGACCAGACAGUGGCCAGCAGGGUAAAAACACCUAAAACGUGUGAAGGGUCAUUCUGUUGUGAAACAUGUGGAAAACAGUUCCAACGAUCUGACCGUCUCACCGACCACAGAAAAGUGCACAGGAAGAAGAAGCCGUACCCUUGUGAUCUAUGUGACAUGAUGUUUGCCAAGCCAGCUCUCCUAAAAAUCCAUCUGCGCAGACAUGCUGGUGAUAGGGCGUUUCCUUGUGACCAGUGUGAGAAAAGGUUUUUUGACCGGUGUGAUUUGAAAGUGCACAUGCGAGAUCACACUGGAGAAAGACCGUACGUCUGUCAAGAGUGUGGAAAGAGCUUCAAACGGACUUAUGUUCUAAACAAGCACAAGAAAACUCAUUCAAAGGAAAGACCUUUUAAGUGUGAUGUCUGUGAAAAAACCUACAAAUACAUUUAUGAAUACAGGCUACACAUUAAAAAACACUCGACAUGAAUCCUCUUUAUUAUGCUGCAAGUAGAUCAACCAUAACAUUAACACCACCUCAUUGUUUCUACACUCACUGUUUAUUUUAUCAACUCCAUUUACCACAGAAGCACUUUGUAGUUCUACAAUUACUGACUGAAGUCCAUCUGUUUCUUUACAUACUUUUUUUUUGCCCUUUUUCAUUCUGUUCUUCAAUGGUCAGGACCCCCACAGGACCACCACAGAGCAGGUAUACUUUAGGUGGUGGAUCAUUCUCAGCACUGCUACUGUGUUAGUGUGUGUUGUGCUGGUAUGAGUGGAUAAGACACAGCAGCAUUGCUGGAGUUUUUAAACACCUCACUGUCCCUGCUGGACUGAGAAUAGUCCACCAACCAAAAAUAUCCAGCCAAUUACUGACUGUAGUCCAUCUAUUUCUCUACAUACCUUUUUAGCCUGCUUUCACUCUGUUCUUCAAUGGUCAGGACCCCCACAGAGCAGGUAUUAUUGGAGCUGGUAUGAUUGGAUCAGACACAGCAGCGCUUCUGGAGUUUAUAAAUACCGUGUCCAGUCACUUUCAACUCUAUAAGACACUCCUACCUAGUUGGUCCACCUUGUAGAUGUAAAGUCUGUUUGAAUUGGUCCUCUUCUACACCUUCAUCCGUGGUCACAGGACGCUGCCCAUGGGGCGCUGUUGGCUGGAUAUUUUUGGUUGUUGGAUUAUUCUCAGUCCAGCAGUGACAGUGAGGUGUUUAAAAGCUUCAUCAGCGCUGCAGUGCUCUGAAUAAUCCACCACCUAAAUAAUACCUGCUCUGUGGUGGUCCUGACCACUGAAGAACAGCAAGAAAGGGGGCAAACAAAGCAUGAAGAGAAACAGAUGGACUACAGUCAGUAAUUGUAGAACUACAAAGUGCUUCUGUAGAAACAAGGAGGGGGUGAAAAGGUUAUGCCUGAUUGGUGUAUUUUUAAAAUGAUGUUUACCCACUGUUACAUUUUUAGCUAUUGUGUGGAAGUUCCAUUAAAAUCUGUUUAAUUCCAGGUUUAACAUGACAUGUUAAAGGUUUAAAUUAGGGCUGCACGAUAUUUCGUUUCAGCAUCGUCAUCGCGAUGUGUGCAUGCGCGAUAGUCACAUCGCAGGACGUGCGAUGUUUCUUAAUGCAAAUUAUAUCAAAUACGUCAUGCUACAACUUUUUUGCUGCUUGACACAAAAGGAAAAUUCACACCGUUCUCAUUUUCAAUGACGGCUCACACCCGCCUUGUGUACCGAGCAGCAGCCAGUCAGAGGACUCAUAGGAUCCGGGUUCAUUGAGAUUUCGGACUCGUGAUUCCUGAUUCAGUACAAAGAUUCGAAUCAUUAACCCGGUUGAUUCAGGAACCGCCCAGCUCUAGUAUUGAACAGUCUAAUCUGCAGCAUUUCUCUCCCAUUGAUCAAAAUACGGAACAAAGCGCAUUUAGUUUUCAAAUACGGAACGAUUCCGUAUUUUGCGGGACGGUUGGCAACCCUAGUCACAGCGCUAACAUGUCAAUAUAACAUCUCGAUUCGUGUACAGAAAACGGUUACAUUUGCUGACAAGCCCAAACUUGCUAAUAAAAACACUUUCAACCAAGUACAAAGAUGUAGCUUGUCAUAAUCUUUUGUAUCCCUUGUAGGCACCACCCUUUUUCACAGAUGAGCCCCUUAUUUAGAGUAAGAUACAUGCAUUAUUAAUAUUAUUAAUAAUGUGGUGAAAAUUCCUGCAUUUUUUUUAAUAUCGCAAUAUACUGUAUAUCGCAGGGGGAAAAAAAUCGCAAUGUCAGUUUUUUCCAAUAUCGUGCAGCCCUAGUUUAAAUCUUUAUUCAGGGUCGUGUAUAAUUUUGACUAAUAGAAAUGUUAUGUUUUGAUUAGCUUAGGUUAAACAUCCUACAUUAAUUUGUCCUUGUUUUCUAUGCUGUUGUAGUUUAAGCAGUGCAUGGAACUGAUUAUUUACGGAUCAUGUGAUGGGUGUAUCUGCAAUAAACUACUUCAUGCCAGAUUGUUAUAUCUUC